UUUUUUCAAAUUUUAUAUUAUUUAUGGUAUCGUUGCGCGCAGUCGCGCACACUCGCGCGUCGGAACCGGCGAAAAACGGCACGACCAAUUGCGAGGAGUACGUGUCGUGCACGGGAUGCGUGAACGAGACGCUGUGCAGCUGGUCGUUGGAACGUCAGAACUGCGUGCACCCGGAAGAACUGUCGGAGAACCUGAUGGUGCACGUGGAGGCGGACUGUCCGCAGUUCACGGUGGCCAAGCAGCCGUGGGUGAAAGACGUGCCGUACAGUUACACGCUGACCGUGUCGAACGACAAGAAGGACUUCGUGGCGUUCCUCCGGCGGUCGACGAUCACGUGCGUGCUGCAAACGGCGAACGUGAAGGGCCGGGUCGACCGGAACGACAUCAAGUGCGACGCCGUCAAACGGACGCAGGCCGACUUCGCGCAGCACAGGCAGAUGAUCUACUUCAACUACGUGAGGUUCAACAACAAACCGCUGCGGCUGGACAACGAGUCGGACUAUUACGUGCCGAACUACGACCGCGAGUGCGGCCCCAAGAGGGACGACAGCUGCGUGACGUGCACGUGGACCGCCGACGGGUACGUGAACCACUUCAAACGGUGUUCGAGCGCCAACCGGUGUACGGGCCUGUACCAGUUCAACGACAGGCGGCACGCGCUGAAUUUCACGGACGCGCCGGCCGCGGUGGCCGCGAUGCCGGGCCGGUGCGCCAACGCGACCGUCGCGUCGGCGGCGCCGGUCACCGCGCCGUGGACGGGCGGCACGGCGGUGCUGGUCACCGUCAAGAACCACCGGAUACUGGCCGAGAAGAAGACGGUGACCGUGACCGCGGCCGGGCGCUCUUGCGCCAACCCGCGGACGGUGGACAACGAGACGAUCGCGUGCACCGUGGCGCCGCCGGCGGCCGGCCAAGCGCCCGCCGCCGACGGCCGGCCGACGGCGGGCCGGGUCGUCGUCGAGUACGGGCCGCGACAGAGGUUCGCGGUCGCGUCCGCGUUCCCGUUCAAGCUCGUCGAGCCGCGGCUGACGGACGUGAGCCCGGCCUGUGGCCCGCUGUCGGGCGGCACGACUUUGCACGUCCGGGGCGAGCAUCUGGACGCCGGAAACGGCGUCAGCGUGACGAUCGGCGACCGUACGGCGUGCGCGGUGGUCGACCGGCGGUGGGACCGCAUUUCGUGCGUGACCGGCGCCAGGGUCGCGGCCGCCGCCGGCGUCGUUAACGACACCGUCAACGUGGCGUUCGACAGCGGAACCGCGAUCGGACAAGUCGGCCGGAAGUACUUCGCGUACACCGCCGACCCGGAGCUGGACGCGGCGGCGUCGCCGUUGGCCGGCAUCGCUUCGGGCGGCACCUCGGUCCCGGUGCGCGGACGUCACUUCUCUUGCGCGGGCAACGCCACGAUGACGGUCCGCGUUCGCAACGGCACCGUCCGCCCGACCGGCUGUCAGGUGUACAACGACACGUUCAUGGUGUGCCGAUCGCCGACACUCUUACCGGACGAUAUCGUCCCGGCGGUACGAUCGCAGCGACCGACCACCGCGGCGGCGGCGGCGGCGCACGAAUACGUCGAAGACGACGACGACGACGACGACGAAACGGCCAAACCGAUCGGCGCGUUUCGGUGCGAUUUCCGAGUGGUGUACAACGGCACCGCCGCCGGCGCCGCGUUUCUGUUGACCGCCGAGUAUCGCGUGUACGCCGACCCGGUGCUGGACGACUUCGAGACGGACGGCCACGCGGUCACCGUCUUCGGCCGGAACCUGGACUGGGGCGACGACGUGGCCGUCGAGUUGCUGCGCGGAGACGACUCGCCGGCCAAUCCGUGCGACGUGACGUCCGCUGGCCGGCGGCGGAUCGUCUGCGCGCCGAGAAACUCGUCCAUCGAUUUGGACGCGGUGCGCGCGCUCAACAUCACCGUCGGCGUGUCGUUCGGCCGCGUCGUCCACCGGCGGCCGCCGGUUCGUCCCGACGACGAGUACGUCUGGCGGCGGCCCUGGACCGACGGCCGCACCGCCGUCGCCGUUUUGGCGGCGUUGUCGUCGCUGCUGUGCGGCGGGUGCGUCGCGCUGCUGUGCCGCCGAAAGAUCGCGAACCGGUACACUCACAGCGUCACGCGCACGCCGCUCUUCGAACUGCACACGCCGGCGGCGGACCGGAACGACUCGAUAAUAAUGUAGUAGUUCGCGAACGACUGCUGCAGCAGCAACAGCAGCAGCGUUGCACCGUACUGUACGUCCGUAUAGUACAGCACUAUAGUUUUUUAAGAUUUAAAGUGUAAACCGGUUAAUUGUGUAUAAUCAAUAGCAAGCAAAUACUACCACGUGCGAUGUUCGAUUUUAUCAUUUUAUCGCUCCUAUAGUAUCGUAUGUGUCUUGUGUUUCACUUGUACACACACGCGCGCGCGCGAUGUUAUGUUAUGCGCCCAGCACAUUCCAUCCGUACGCUUUAUUCUCGCGAACAGACAAAUCACUAGGUGUAGUUACAGUUUUGUUCAGAUUUCCGUGGAAAUGUUACCGAGACUCCUUAAAAAUGUAUUAACAAAACAGUUACGAUUAGACGAUUCUUUUAUCAUAAAACACUCAUUACUUCAAAAAGUAUUCGUGUUCUUGAAAACAUUUUUUUUAACAACUUGAAACUAUGUACACAUGAAUACUUUUGAAAUAACGAGUGUUUUAUGAUAAAAAAUCACCAUGUACAACACUUUCGAGGCUAUAGGAAUCUUUUCCGGAAGGAACUUGAGUAUUCAAUGAUUGAAAAAUUAAAAAAAGUUUGGUAUUAAAAGAAGAAUUACUUUCAAUUUACCAUAGAAUAUUCAAAAAUGUAUAACCUUUUUGCAGCGCUUAGAAACCUCAUCACCCCAUUUUUAGCUACGACAAAUGUGAAAUGCCAAAUAGGUAUUUUAAUAUAGCAAAUAAAUCACAAUAAAUAUGUUUUAUUUUUAUUUUUUUAACUAUUAUAUCAAUUAUUUGACUUGUUAUUAUUAUUUUUAUCCAUAUAU
Messenger RNA from Rhopalosiphum maidis (corn leaf aphid), 3001 nucleotides. Its product is annotated as plexin-A1-like. The coding region runs from base 24 to 2180 and encodes 718 amino acids. The record is from RefSeq and is a predicted model, not a curated record. Gene Ontology annotation, molecular function: semaphorin receptor activity. The transcript has 2 exons. Lineage: Eukaryota; Metazoa; Arthropoda; Insecta; Hemiptera; Aphididae. Gene Ontology annotation, biological process: semaphorin-plexin signaling pathway.